CACGGUAGUCGCGAGUCCGCCGUUACUACCGAGGGCACUCAAGACACAGCACACGAAUCGGGUAAAUACCAGGUGAGUCGCCGCUGUUGGAUGCAGUGGGGACCCAUAAAAACUGAACUCCAGCUAAAGUGCUCGCUUAGUUCAAAUUCAAAUACGAGCGCCGGUUAAUGAUCCUCUGAUUUACUUGCGCUUUUAAAAACGCACAAACUUCUUGCCAGUCGAAUUCGUUUUUCACCUAGUUUUCACCUGAGACGGAGGAAAAGCCCGCCCGGAAUGUGCCAUUAUUAAUUGCUCGGUGUGCGAAUCGCGGAAUCUGAUAGUAAAUUGCGGACGGUUACAGUGAAACGGAAAGUUCGUCUUGGGCAAUCAACCCGUUAGAAAUGAGAGCACCAAUUAUACUAUUCGUUGCACAAUGCCUCAGUGCCGUGGGAGGACAGAAUGUAAAGUUCAGUGGCAUCCUGCAAGGACCUGGUCGACCAGGACAUGCAGCUUAUGGAUAUCACCUCCAAGUGCGAGGAACACAUGCUCAUGAUUCGCAAUGGAUUACGCGACCGUGAGAUUUGGGCUCUUAAAAUGUUAGAUGCCUCCAGUCACAUUGGAUCUGAUUUCAUUUGGGGCAAUAAUAUCUUAAUUGGAUCACCACGUUCAUGUAAUCUUAUCAGUCAUCCGGCAAAUGUGAAAUUUGCAACAGACCAUGUCCCAGUAGGAAUAAUUAACCUCACACAAGUUACGGCCCCGAUUCGAGUUGGAUACAGAUCGAUUCAUGCCCGGCAUUGGUCCGAAAUGCAAGUGGAUCUGAGUACAUUGGAAAAGAACGUUUUAAAUUUCGGAUUCUGUUUACCUCUAUCAUGCAGUAAUGUGGACUCGUUUCGAUUGCUGGAAGCUAUCUUGCAGAAUAAAACAUUUGUGGACAGAAGCCUCAUCGGAAUGAAUACAGAAGUAAUUCACACCAAGAUCUUGCAGCUUAGAGAGAAUUUCCUGAAGAAUCCUUUUGUUACAGCAUUCUUCAUCAUCCUUUACUUAGUAUUGUUUUUUAUUGUCCUGGAUCUUGCAUACACAAUUACUGGAAAAUUAGGUUCAUGGAUUUUGCCUCCAGACUUGACACUGGAAAAGAAAAAGCCAAAAUUGUUUGAACGAAUUCUUUCGUGUUUUUCAAUCAUUGAAAACACCAAAAUCAUCAUUUCACAAGAAAUCGGCAAAGAAUCGAUCGAAGUCCUUCAUGGAAUCAGAGUAAUUGGAAUGCUUCUUUUCAUUAUUGGUCACAUAAUGCUCUUCGCCAUGAGUUCAGUCACAAACAUGCAGCAUAUACUCGUCUACGCAGAUAAUUUUUGGCUGCAAGCCACUUUACACCAUUCAUUUAACUUUGGAUACAUUUUUCGUUCUGAGCGGAAUGGUAUUGUCUUACAUAUUCUUUCAGAAUUUGAAAGAAAAGCCAAUAAAAAACAGGACUUCGUUCUUUCUGCGUAUGGUGGCGAACCGAUAUUUGAGAUUAACACCCCCAUACGUAAUAAGUUUAUUGCUGACCGUUGUAAUAACAAAUUUAGUUAAGGAUCUCUCGCCAUAUUAUCUACUAGAUGACGACGAAACAAAAUGCGGAAGAACCUGGUGGCGAAACGUGAUCUACAUAAACAAUCUGUUUCCGAUAAAGGACAGUUGCAUGAUCUGGAGCUGGUUCCUGGGAGCAGAUUUCCAAUGCUUCGUUCUGUCAGCAGCCUUAUUGUUGAUUUUUGAUAAAAACAGA
Molecule: messenger RNA, 1741 nt
Organism: Hermetia illucens (black soldier fly)
Lineage: Eukaryota; Metazoa; Arthropoda; Insecta; Diptera; Stratiomyidae
Product: nose resistant to fluoxetine protein 6-like
Exons: 6
Coding region: 484-1548 (354 amino acids)
Molecular function (GO): acyltransferase activity, transferring groups other than amino-acyl groups
Source: RefSeq, a predicted model, not a curated record